UGCUCUAAUGGCCUUCUUAUGGUUGACUUCUUCGCUUCGGCCCUCCAUCUCCCUUUUCUUAACCCUUACUUGGCAAGGGAUGCCGACUUCAGUCAUGGUGUGAACUUUGCAGUGGCUGGGUCUACAGCACUUGACACAUCYUUCCUUGCAAAAAACAAAAUUGUACCUCCAGUCACCAACAGUUCUCUCUCAGUCCAACUUGGUUGGUUCRAAGACCAUCUAAAAUCCAUCUGCUACACCAAUACAGAGUGUGCCCACAAGCUCGAAAAGGCCUUAUUUCUAGUGGGAGAGAUUGGAGGGAAUGACUAUAACUAUGCAUUCUUUCAAGGAAAAACMAUARGAGAGAUUCAGAGUUWUGUGCCUUAUAUCCUCCAGAAAAUCAAGGAUGCUGUUAGAAAAGUGAUAGAUCUUGGUGCACGAACAGUGAUCGUUCCAGGCAAUUUCCCAAUAGGAUGCAUGCCAAUCUAUCUCACAGCUUUUAGAAGUGAUGACCCAGCAGCUUAUGAUGAACUCAAGUGCCUGAAAGGCUUGAAUAACUUGGCAAUGUUUCACAAUGAUAACCUCCAAAGAGCACUGAAACAGCUGAGGAAGGAGUACCCUGAUGUCACUAUUGUAUAUGCUGACUACUACACUGYCCUUCAGUGGGUACURAGCCAUGCUCCUUCUCUUG
Molecule: messenger RNA, 670 nt
Organism: Nelumbo nucifera (sacred lotus)
Lineage: Eukaryota; Viridiplantae; Streptophyta; Magnoliopsida; Proteales; Nelumbonaceae
Source: RefSeq, a predicted model, not a curated record